Messenger RNA from Racocetra persica, 351 nucleotides. The record is from the annotation of a GenBank genome assembly. Lineage: Eukaryota; Fungi; Glomeromycota; Glomeromycetes; Diversisporales; Gigasporaceae.
AAUUUGGAGAGGGCAAGAAGUUAGUAUGAUAGAAUGGUAUCAGCCUAUAUCAGAUUCAAUAGCACCCCUAAAUCAGGAUUUAUCUAUACCUAAAUCACAUUUACCAAAUAUUGGCCAAGUUAAUAUAGCUGAAAAUUCUAAUGGACAGACUUCAGCGUUUGAAACACAUCAAAUUAACAAAGAUAUUUUAUUGCAGAGUAAUGGUUCUUCGAACCUAUAUCUAAAUUCUAAUGUUACUUCUGAUAAGCGGGUUGACACGGUCAAUAAACUGACAAAAAAAGUAGGAGGAAAAGAUGAUAUGUAUACUUUAAUCAAACGUAAACACAGAGAAGCAGAAGAAGCCGAACAUGA